AAGAGCACCAUCAGCAGAGUGAAGCAAGUCGUUGAGUGCAAUCCCCAUUUUUUUUCGCUGCAGUGCGUGGUCCGAAAGAUCUGUUUUGUUUAUCACACAUUUUGGCCCGCAAAUUUGUGUCUGCAGAGGAAAAAGUGUGGUUAAUAACGAGUUCGUGUGUCAAUCUAGCUGGUGUGUAUAAAUUGCAUUGCAGGCAAUUGCGCGAAAUAGAAGAAAAGUGUGCUUGAAAAAUCGUCUCCCGUUUUCGCUCGAAGAUCUAUCAAUGGGGGAAGGUACGUCGUCGUGACGGUCAGAAGUAGUCGAGGCAAACUCACGUUUGAUUGAGAUUUGAGAUACUUAGACUUGUACUUUCAGCUACACAUUGGAUUGGGUUUGUUGCGUGAAGUUCUAAAAUGGUAGUGAAAUUUUACGCCCAAUGGAGUUUUUGAUGGAAUUGAAGUGUGGUAUGGCUACGCGGAGCUCGAUUGCGGCCAUUCAUUUCUUUUUCUAGUGGUGCCGUUUCCUGGGAGCAGCCAUUUCUUUUGGUGGCGGAGCGCGUUUCUCCGCGAGUGCUCCCUGCUGGUGUGAGUGAGCGCUGCGAAGCAGAAGCGAAGUGGCGAGAAAAAAACGCGAGUGCAGGAAGAUUGUUUAGCGAGUCACACACACAUACCGGGAAGGUGGUUCUGCUGUCGAAAACAAAUAACAGUGAAGAACAGAAGAAAAGCUGCCGUGUUUUGGAUUAGCGGAAGUGCGUUCGCUGCUGUUGGAUAGUGUUCGGCGCAGAACGUGCUGUGUGCUACGGGACCGGGAGUGGCAGCUGCUGUGAAAUCGGCGGACGUGAGUGGAUGCAAUGCCACAAUGAAUGGAUAGACGUUUUGCAGUUUUUUGGGAAGGAGUUGACGGCACCAUAAUAGAAAGCACCCAGUAGAUCCACAAUGUUACUAACACCUGGGAAAAAGUUGCCUUUGAGAUAGAGAGAAGAAAAAAGUGAAUAAUUCCUGUAAUAAGUGUUUAAAGUUUAGCAAGAUGGCAACUCCAAACUACAAAGAGCUUAAACUGCAGUCCCCGGCUGGGGCAGAACCGUUUCUAUAUAAUUGGCCAUUCUCCAUCGGUGGCGGACACGACAACGGGAUUGAGCUGAUCGAGAAUGUGCGGUGGGUUUGCGAGGACAUGCCCGAGAUUAAAUCUGCCAUCGAAGAAAUCAACCUUAAUGAUCUCGAUACUGGCGAUUACGAUGCAAUGAAAAAUCUUUGCGAUCGAUUCAACAAGGCGAUCGAUAGUGUGGCUGCGUUGGAAAAAGGCACAUCUCUUUCGAGUCAACGAUUCACCUAUCCCUCACGUGGUCUCUUGAGACACAUAAUACAACAAGUGUACAACCAGGCCGUUAUCGAACCGGAAAAGUUGAACCAGUACGAACCGUUCUCACCGGAAGUCUACGGCGAAACUUCAUUCGAUCUCAUCUGUCAGAUGAUCGAUCAGUUCAAAAUUACUGGAGAUGAUGUAUUCGUAGAUCUGGGUUCUGGCGUAGGCCAAGUGGUACUGCAAAUGGCUGCCUCGACCCCAGUGAAAAUCUGCUACGGAAUAGAAAAAGCUGACGUUCCGUCACGAUAUGCGGAAGGAAUGACUUCCACGUUUAAGCUGUGGAUGCGAUGGUUUGGUAAGAAAUAUGGUGAUUAUGAACUAAUCAAAGGUGAUUUUCUGGCUGACGAACAUCGAGAGAAGAUUACCUCGGCAACCAUUGUGUUCGUAAAUAACUUUGCCUUCGGACCCAACGUCGAUCAUCAACUGAAGGAACGAUUCGCCGAUCUGAAGGAUGGAGCGAGGAUUGUAUCGUCGAAAAGUUUCUGUCCACUCAACUUCCGCAUAACUGACCGCAAUCUCAGUGACAUAGGAACAAUUAUGCAUGUUAGUGAAAUGUCCCCUCUGAGAGGUUCUGUUUCAUGGACUGGAAAACCCGUGUCAUACUACUUGCAUCUGAUUGAUCGCACUAAGUUGGAACGGUAUUUUCAGCGGUUGAAAACGAAAGGUGUCGAUAACGGCGAUCAAGCUGGUAGUUCUAAUACUCGGGCGUCUAGGUCGAAGAAAGAUGUCACUUCGAAGUCGAUUAUCACUAAUGAUGAAACCAGCUCGGACAGUGAAACCGACACAAAUGCACUGCCAACGAGAAAAACGUGGUCCGACUGGUGCAGUGGCAAGGAGAAAAGCAGCCCAUCGGAGGAAGAGAACAACAACUCACCAGUGCUUCGUAACGGACGCAUCCCGGUGGCCACGAAGAAGCGCAGAAAGAUUACCCGAACGAAAACAACUAAAAAAGAUCCGGCGACAAUAGCAGCUCAACAGGCUGCCAAAGAAGCCGCAGCUACGAAGAAACGGGGACGCGUCAAGAAAGGCAGACAAAGACGAGCACUGAAAAUCAAUGGUCUUGAUCUGCUGCACAGUGAAACACUUCUAAGUACUUCUGAGCAAGCUAUUGGCAAACGACUUCCGCCGGCCCCGGGAUGCGUAGAUCAGUUGCUGACAUCGCUAGCUGGCGAUAUGCAACAUAGCGAACUGGACAUCCCUGAUGCGCCAUCGGAAACACCGUACGGUUUGCAAAUUUUGUUGGACUUGUAUAAAGCCCAAUUCAUGAAAACGAUUGAAGCAAUGCGAAAACCUGCAUAUAAAGAUAACGUUCAGCAACAAAUCGAACGGGAAAAGGAGCGAAACCAGCGAUUGUUAAAUCGAGCUGGUCAGCUGGAGAAACAAAUUAAAGUUCUCAUUGACGACAGCGUUGCUUUGCUGAAGGCUCGCAUGAAUGAGCUUGGAAUUAGCACCACCAGUCAAAACGAUUUACUUUGUAAGGCUAAAGAAAUUGUCGGUCGACACAAAGAGCUGCAGGUCAUGGCAGCUAAACUGCAAAACCAGGUCGCCUCGAUUGAACAAGAACAAAAACGCCUUGCUUCGCAGCACGUGCAAAAGAUAGCUGAAAAGUACAUUAAAUCAGAAGAUAUAGAAAUGACGCCGAAAACGUCUAACGAACUGGUACUGAAAGAAAUCGCCAACACAUUAACACAAAGAAAGAAACUGUAUGCACAAGUUUCUAGUUUAGAAAACGAACUAAGUGUAGUUGAAAAGCUUGCAGAAGAAAGGAAAGCCGCGGCUAUUUUGCAAGCGUCAAUUGUUUCUCAGCAAAGGGAUCAAUCACAACAGGCACAACAUCACUCCUCCAGAGAUACACACAGUCAACGAGGGGAAGAGACGAGGCAUUCGGGACAAUCGCAAUCACAUCCAAGUGCAGUUAGUGGUCACGCAACUCAACCGCCUUCGUCGAAGCACAGUUCCGGAUCAUCCCGAUCUCAACGAAAAUCUCGUGAACAUCGAACACGAUCUCAAGAAUGGCCCGAAAUACCGGAUAUUGGAAAGAUCGAGGAAAAUAACCCAGAGAUAUUGGCACAGAAGAUACUGGAAACGGGAAGGCAAAUCGAAGCGGGAAAAUUGCUCGCCAACAAUUCUGGCAAGUAUCAGAAGGACCGUGAUAGUAAAAAUCAUCAUUUGCAACAUCAACACCAAGCGCAGCAUCAACAGCAACAACAACAAUCGACACACGGUCAUUCCCUCCACCAUCACCCGGGUGAUUCUGCACUGAUGCCUGCUCCACAGAGUCUUAAUAAAUCCCACCAUCGCAAUAACAGUAGCGCAAACAAUACUGCCAGUGUAAACCUCUCUAAAAACUAUGUACCUGGUCCAACCGGAGAAAUGGUUGGAGCACCGAUGGGAGGCAGCUCAACGAGUAUUAAAACAGAACCCCGAUCAAAACUGCAAGACUCGCAUAAAGUGGUCAAUUUCGAAGAUCGACUAAAAAGUAUCAUUACUUCAGUUCUGCAAGGUCCUCCGAAGAGCAUUAGUGCGGGUGCAUCGCAACAACAAUCAACCGGAGUUCCGGUGUCGCAUUCGAGGGAAGUUUCACAGCAAGGGCAGCUAGGUCAUGCGGGGGAACACAUUUCUCCGACCAAAUCAUCUUCGUAUGGAAAAACGGUAUAUCUUACGUCCAACGCUUUGCCGCAAUCCGGUUCGCUUCACAACAGUGUUCACGAGAUCGUUGGGCGCGGUGGCAAUAACAGCAGUGGAAGCCAACAUCACCUACCUCACGCUACUGGUGUUCAUCCAUCAUUGCUGAAUGUAUCGACAACUACGGCGCAUCAUCUGAACGCUACCACGACCAUAACGACUUCUCCCAUAUCGCCGUACAAAGGACACGGCAAUAGCCAAAGUACGAAAAUCUCACCGAGCUCCAAAUAUUAUCAGAAAGGUAUGCCGAUCAAUCAUCAUUCGCCGGGAAGCAACAGUACCCAUCAGCAGAUACUACAACAACAACAACACGAGAGAGAACGCGAGGCUCGUGAACUUCGUCAAAACCAGAUGGUUAUGCACUUUAGUCAAUCUCAAACUGUUGUGGUGGAUCCACAGAAUCAUCAUCUGCUCCAUAGGGGCUCUAUCGAAGGAAAGAUGGAAUUCAAAGCACCAGAACAGUUUCGAUACGAUGCUCGAAAUCCAGUGGAUGUAUCCAUACUGCAAAGUCAUUCACGAAGUUCGUCAUCCACCUCGCUUGAUGGUGACUAUCAAACAUCCGGAGGAAACGUACGUUAUAUCAAUGUUUCUUCAAGUCAACAACAACUUCUACAACAACAGCAGCAGCAACAGCAGUCUCAACAAAUGGGUGGUAACAAUUCUCGGCCCGGUUCUUCAUCUUCACAGCCAGAUUACACCCAGGUUUCACCAGCAAAAAUGGCAUUGAGACGCCAUCUGUCACAGGAAAAGCUGACUCAUCCUCUGGCACCUUCGACGAGUACGGUGAAAACUAUCGGUGAUCUGGUGAAUGGGGAAAUCGAACGAACACUAGAAAUUUCCAACCAAUCGAUCAUCAACGCUGCGGUCAACAUGAGUACAACAGGGCCUCAAAGUCAUACUGUCAUCAAUACCAAUGUGCAGCGACCGGAACGCGUCAGCAUUCGUGUGUUAGAAGAAGCCAGUCUCAAUGGCAGUGGUCAACCCUCGGCUUAUAGUCCAAUAUCACGCCCAAAUAGUAGUGAAACCAGCAAGUCGCCUGUACAUCUUCAUGGUCAAAGCAAUUUAGCUACUCUAGCGCAAGUAGCAACGUACAAUCACAAAAAGUCGUCGUCAUCAUCAGCAACCUCCGGACGCGGCAGUGGACAACAAAUUGACGGAAGAAAUUCUUCUCAGUCAUAUUCAACUGUUUCGUCACAUGCAUCAUCAUCAUCAUCUGUUGUGUAUCAGCAAAGUCGAACCGAAAAACCGUCCUACCAGUCAUCGGAACAAGCAAGCAACGAUCAACCUUACAUGGCACUGCCACGAGCGGACAUGAAACCCUACCUAGAAUCCUACUUCAUUGACGAACACAAGCGACAACAUCAGCAACCGAUUCAUAGGCAAGAGUCGCCAUCAUUGGCAUCAAAUCUUCUUCCCAACACGUCGCACCAAUCUAGUGGCGGCGUUCGGGCCAUGGUCGAUGUGCACCAGCGAGGUAAUCCGGUCAAUGUUGUAGAUCCAUCGCUCUCCCGCCGAGAGCAAAUUCCAAACCAUAUGAUAGAUGAUCGAAUGGAGCGCAUGAAUGGCAGUCCACCAUUAGAAGGUUUAGCAGCUUCGUUAAGAGCCCGGGUUAUUGCUUCCCUGAAGAGUAAAGAAGAAGACGAGGAACGACAUCGGAGAGCGGAUUUGGCUGCAGUCAUGCACACGAUCCCCAGCGGAAACAACUCAGGCUCCGGUGGAAGUAUACAACUAGUACAAACGCCUCUUGUGAAAACUGAAAAAUACUCAGCUGGACUUAAACGUACCUCACCGAUUAUCGAGAAUCCACCACGACCACCCAAAAUGCUAUAUACAGACUGUUCGGAUGCGAUGAUCAACCCGGAAUUGCUGCACGUCGGACGAGGAGGAUCCGGGGGACCCGUGCGGGGAAUGGGCCCACUAAUGAGUCCCGAAAUAAACUCUCUUUCAUCCGUGGACGAUAGACAGCACUUGCUGCGGCACAACCGGAACGACGUCGAUGACGAUGUAGGAGAUGAUGAGUCCAGCUGGCAUGAUCGUGUGAGUUCCGGAUUCGAUCGUUUGGUGGCAUUCGCGUCCACCGAACUAGACAAAACUCGACGUUCGAAUGAGGAUGCACCACCGUCGUCAACGAGUUGUACUACCUCACCGGAUUCCGGUAUCAACCAGAGUGAUCACAGUCGCACUUUCCUUUCAUCGUCAUCAUCUUCCUCGCAAUUGGACGUUCCACCGAGCAGUACUAGUACAGGCAGCGGCAGUAGCACGGGUAGUGGGCUAUUAAAACACAUUGUGCCAAUAAUAAAGUCAUCCCCAGCAGAACCCGUAGAAAGUCCACCGCUCUCCGACGUGGGACUACCACGAACACCGAGUCCGUCAUCGAGUCCCCCACUGUUGUACCAGCCAUCAGGCACAGCUCCUGCUGCCGUUCAUAAUCUGAUGCAUGGCGGGAAUAACCUGAAGAUACCCCUCAAAUACCAACGCCAAUCUAAAGUGUCGUCGGAGAAGCAUUAUAAGAAAAAAUUCCGCGAACGCAACUGGGAGGAAUACGAAGAAAAUCUUGGUGGACGUCUUAGUUCCACUGGUAGUGCGGAACCACUCGACCAGGACUAUCUGGACGGAUUCGGUGCACCAUCGAGUGCGGGUAUUACGGGUAAUGCCUCAAUUAGUCUUGCAAGCGGAGUACAAUUAGACAAUGCACAGUCCUCGAACGCGGAGAAUAUUCACCAUCAUCACAAGCACAAAUCGGCCAAGUUUAGACCGAAAGGUAAGGACUGGAACUGGGACGAUGAACAUUCAAAUGCAUCUUCAUCCAGCUCGCAUCGGCACCGAUCCGGUAAUACCCCGACUUGAGCAGUUAUUUACGAAUUGUCAAUGCAGCUGAUUUAGACCGGUUCUCCCUUUGUUUUUAAUACUCGACAAAAAUGGCUGUGCUAACUCGUUCUAUAUUGUUCAUAAUCGUUUCAUUUCGGGUAAAUAUUCAAACUGGUGCGGUACCUUACUGCCUCAUCAUCAUGAACAUCGAGUGCACCGCAAUUGCUCAAUAUUUUGGAACUAAGAACCCGAGUGUGACAAAUUCAAAUGUUGAUCAUGCCAGUCGAAAAUAUUUGAAUUUUAUUUAAAAGACUGAAUUAAAACUAAAGUAAUCUAAAUAUUUCAAUAUACAUUGAACCGCCUUUUGGAAACGUCGAUAAUCUUUUUCGCUUACCCUUUAGUAAGAAUGCUCCCAAUGUCUCCGAUUUUGGUCGAAGGCAUCGUUUUGUUGACUGCGGAUAGCUAGAAGAGUGAACGUAUAUUAGACAGAGAGGAAAUGAAUCAUCCAUACCGUAACAGUUCAAUGAGUCGAUUGUUUGUCUAAUUAAUUCUUCUUCAAUUUGUCAAUAUGUUUAAACCAUUUGUUUAGCUCGCUCUGACAUCGCAUCGCCACCCAGGGGUGACAACAUAAAUCUUCAAAACCACGUGGAUACCCUUUGGAUAGGCGAGCCACAGCUAAAUAAAUGAUUAACAAACCAACCCAUCAGCAUUGAUCCGGUAUUUUGAAAAUACUGUAAAGAAUCGGGAACAAAAUAUAAUUAUAUUGCUCUCCGCAGUCAACAAACAUCUGGGCAGUGUGGUGUUAUUUAACCUGUCGUUCCUUAUGUCGAUAUUUUACCCGAUGUUGGGUUGUACAUCUAACUGCCAUCAGUUCCGAAUAAUUAGAUUACCACUGCUAGUUUCAAUUUCACCCCCAAUUAGUUCACACUUUAAUGGUGGACAGCUGUCGAAAGAAAUACUAGCAAUUCAAUCGGUUCGGCCCUAAUGUGGGUGCCCAUAACCUUCUAGAACGUACAAAAUUCAUUACAUAAACGAUGAACUUAUUCUGUUAAUGUCAAAUGUAUAGAGAUGUACAAAACAUAAGAUGUGUAGUUGUCCUAACAGUCGAAGCUUUCGGAGCAAUUCAUUCGUGAAAUAUAUCGGAAUUAGGCGUAGAGUUGACGAGAUAGAAAUGAUAUUAAUAUUACAUAACUACUAGUAGCGUAACAUGAUAGAACGCAUUGCUGGCGAAAGCAUCUUUCAUCUCUCAAGGGCAAUAGAAUAACAUUAGCUCUUUGCAGGGAACAUAAGAAAUAUUUCAAAACACCUCAAAUAACAGCAUAUAUUUUUAUGGAACUCCUGGCCCUUAAAGUUGGAACAACAUUGUUAAUAGUAAUCAUAACAGUUUAAUGGGUCCUAACAUAUUUGCUUCUUCUAAAAUACUUUUUCACAGUUUACAUCCUGCAUUGAAAAUUAUCUUUUGCAACAGCAGCAAUUUUUAUACUGCCUAAUAUUAUUUCUAAGUAGUUAAACCUUUAUUCACUGCUCUAGAUUAACGGUCGAGAAAUGUUGAUUGAAGUCGAUAGUAGCUUAGAAAUAGUAAAUGGAUCAGAGACGCUUAUUACAUACACGUUUCAAUUAUCGUGCAUCUAAUUGAAAUUUAGCAGCUGCUUAAAUAAACAUUUCUGCAAAGCAAUCUGUUUUUCGAAAAUGGAUCAAAUUUCAAUAAAAUUUCUGAUUCUUGCUUUGGUUUUAUGUCAAACUUUGAUGCACUUAGGGUGUAAGUAAAGAAAGAACAACCCACAGCGUCUCUUUCUUUGAUGCUGUUGACAUGUAAAUGUCCUGCGAAGCAGGUGUUGAACAGUAUAGCAAAAUAUGAGAAUAAUCAUCAGCUACCUUGAUAAUUAAGACCAAUAUUGGAUAAAACAAGAAAUAAUUUAGCUUUUAAAAUGUACAUUCUCCUCAGAUAUAUCUAAUUAACUAAACCGGAAAACACUGCUUUGUUAUCCAUUGUAAAACAGACGACAUUAGUAUGUCGAACAUGUAAUUUAUUGUGUAAACUAGUUCCACUUAUUUAUAAACCAACGCGAUUUCACUUUUGUUAGAUUUAUUACCUUAAUGAUUAAUCUCUAUUGUUUCAUUUUAUUUCUUUAGUGACACGUUAAAUUAAUUCACGAUGAUAGUUCGUUUUUAUGACUUAUAUUUUAAUAAACAAAAGCAACGCUAAAACGCAUGCAAACAAACAAAAGAAAGAUAGUAGAAAUACAAACAUUAAAAUACAACUUAAGUAGUCCCAUUUUAUGAUCGAAGAGGAGACGUCUACUGUACUAUUAUUACACAAAAUGGCAAAGAAUAUUAAAAGAAAAUAAAAUUCAUAAUAUCACAAAA
Molecule: messenger RNA, 9201 nt
Organism: Malaya genurostris
Lineage: Eukaryota; Metazoa; Arthropoda; Insecta; Diptera; Culicidae
Gene: gpp
Product: histone-lysine N-methyltransferase, H3 lysine-79 specific
Exons: 7
Coding region: 1006-6873 (1955 amino acids)
Biological process (GO): regulation of transcription regulatory region DNA binding; DNA damage checkpoint signaling; DNA repair
Cellular component (GO): nucleus
Molecular function (GO): histone H3K79 methyltransferase activity
Source: RefSeq, a predicted model, not a curated record